GUACUUCAACAUCGGAAAGUACAUUUCAUUUUUACGUCGUUUUGCGCACUGCAGAAUAGCUACGUGGAUUGUUAUUUAACGCGAAAAAAAUGCUUAUUCAUCUAAUUGUCGGUGCAAUUGUGCCAGCAUUGGUAUUGGCUUACCAAGUGGUUCCGUGUCCCGACCAUCUACCAAUUAAUGCACCACCAAUUGACAUUGAAAUUCAAGGAUGCCCGUCGUCGCCAUGCCACGUUACGCGCGGAACAAGCAUCACCUAUCAAGUUCGCUUUUUCGCUGCUGUGAAUACACCAAGAAUGCAACUAGCUAUGAAUUCGACCGUUUUUGGUGUUGAAUCUCCAGUUCAACUGCCACCAGAAUUACGGGAUGCUUGUAACACUAUCAUUGAAGGCUGUCCAGUUACUCAAGGGCAAAUACUGACGCAGAGAGCAACCAUUCCAGUCACUAGCGAUUUUGGGGGCGGCAUUCCAGCUCAACUUAAAUUUUACAUCUCUCACGACCCUGGUUUUUACUGCACUUGUGCUAUGGUGAAUAUUGUUAUUCACUAAAAGAAACAUAAUAAACUAACGAGAAAAUUGCAA
Bradysia coprophila is the source of this 578-nucleotide messenger RNA. RefSeq names its product Niemann-Pick type C-2e. NCBI's taxonomy places the organism in Eukaryota, Metazoa, Arthropoda, Insecta, Diptera, Sciaridae. The record is from RefSeq and is a predicted model, not a curated record.